This is a messenger RNA of Microthlaspi erraticum, 1356 nucleotides long. Lineage: Eukaryota; Viridiplantae; Streptophyta; Magnoliopsida; Brassicales; Brassicaceae. The record is from the annotation of a GenBank genome assembly.
AUGGACCAAAGGCUGGAUCUUGAAUCGGGAACAAUCCACGAUUUGAACAAACCAGCUCCAGGAAUGUGGCGGUUUCCUAAAAACCCGGCUUUGUGUUGUAUCUACAGAGUUCCAAACAGUAUGCGUCAAGUAAAUCCAGAAGCAUACACUCCUCAGAUUGUUCUCAUUGGACCUCUUCACCAUUCUUUGAAAUCUCAAGCUCUCAACUACCAUGGAGACAUCACAAACACAAAGUUAAUGAACUACUUAAACAUGGAGAGGCACAAGAAGAUCUACCUAGCGAAAUUCGCCAAAAGGGUGGGAGGAGGUGAGAAAAUCAUCGACGGUUUAAGAAGAACCAUCGAAGAAGACGAAGAGAUGAUCAGAGAAAGCUACUCGGAAUCAACGGCCUGGAUUGAGUCUCCAGAGUUCGUGGAGAUGAUCCUGCACGACUCUGUUUUCAUUCUAGAGUUCAUGUUGAGGAAUUACGAAAUUGACCCAAGCCAGAAAACAGGAGACCCUCUCAUGGACGAGCCUUGUCAAGGAAAAAUGGUCAGGAGAGAUCUCGGCUUGCUCGAAAACCAGCUUCCUUACUUCCUACUCGACAAACUCUUUGAGCCAAUAAUCCACACACUCUUCCAUCGAGACGACAUAACCUUCCGCAGAUUAGUCAUCCACUUUUUUUAUUACAUAAACAAGAUUGGAGACGACUCAACGUUCAAACACUUCACUGAUCUGUCAAGGUGUGUCCUUGUGGAGACACUCCCGGGGAAAUAUAUCACGCAUAAAAAGAUCCUUGAGCUCAACGAAAAGUAUCACGCCUAUAAGCUGUAUAAAGGGGGAGUGACAUUCAAUGCGGUAGAUGAUGAAAAAUUCUCCUUGGCUGUACUCUCCAUGGAUGUGGAAUUCAAGAAUGGUUGUUUGAAUAUACCCUGUUUCUACGUUGAUGGCCACUCGGAGAUGAAACUUAGAAACAUAAUGGCCCUUGAGCAAUGCCAUUAUCCUUACAAAACCCACGUCUGCGACUACAUCUUUUUCAUGGAUUCUCUCAUCGACACCGAAGAAGAUGUGGCCUUGCUCGUCGAGAAAGGGAUAAUAAAGCAUUUUCUUGGAGAUAUUGGUUCGGUGGCUACGAUGGUGAACAAGCUCAGUUGGGGAGUCGUCAACUUUGGCUCUUACUAUUCUGUUAUCGCAAAAGACGUCAAUAGCUACUACAAGAGCUCAUGGACCAAGUCACGAGCCGUCCUCAAGAGCGUCUAUUUCAGCAACCCGUGGAGAGGGACAGCCACAGUAACCGCUGCGUUGCUAUUGCUGCUGACUCUUAUCCAGACCGUGACUUCCGUCAUGCAGGUUCUGCAGAAGAAUAUGAAACCGUAA